AAACGUCAUUUUUUAAACUUAAUACUAGUAUUUAUUGUAAGAUGUAUUAAAACUAAAAGUCUAUUGUAUUUGUGCCGUUGUACUUUAAUAAAAAAUGGAAUACACAAAGGUGGAAGACCAAAUAACUUUAUCAGCACUAAAAUUCGUAUGUGGCGAAAAUGAACACGUCUGUAGGUUAUGUUUAUCACCUACCAAUAACAAAUAUAUAAAUAUAGAAGACACCGUUAAAUUACAGACACGUUAUUACGAAAAUUCAAUUUCGUAUCAAAGUAUGCUUGGAAUAUUAAGUGUACCAGAGGAACCUCUAUUACCUCAAAUUCUCUGCAAGAGUUGUGCGAAAAUAACUGUUAAUUGUUACUUAUUCCAACAACUCCGUCAGUUCUCUAUGGAUAAAUGGGUAAAAGUAUUACAGCUUCUGAAAAAUUCACUUUCUCAAUUGGAUACACUCAAGACAAAUACUCAAACUGUGUUUUUAAUUUUAAAUAAGACUGAUAAUCUCGUUUUCACGAAUCAUAAAAGCUAUGAAGUUAAACCAAAGAAGGUAGCCAUUUUAAAAGAAAUAAUGAAAAGUUGCCGGAAAUAUGUUCAGGCCCAACAAAAAUUGAAAGAAUGCUUUUGUAAUGAAUGUGGCGAAAAAUUUCCUAAUCAGUUUCUUUUAGUAAAACAUAUAAAGGGUCACAAUAAAACACAUAACCCAUGCAAGGAAUGUCCUAAGUCUUUUUCUACACCAAUACAGUUACAAGAGCAUAUGGAAAGAGUGCAUUAUCCAAAGACUUUGCAAUGUGACAAAUGCUCAUACAUGUCUAGCACACUGAAGAUAUUAAAAUUACAUGAAAAUCAUUACCACAUUCCAGCUAAGUGUAAAUUGUGUAACAUUGAAUUUGUAUCAAGAAAGGCACUUCGAGGUCAUCUGGACAAUCACAAUGCCAAAAUGUGUUCACUGUGUGACAAAAAAUUUCUUAAUAUACAUAAUUUUAAAAUACAUGUUAAUAGAUGUGGAAUAACAGGAUAUAAGCCAGAGAGAUACAUUUGUGAUAUUUGUAACAAAUGUUACAGUAGCAAAAAUGGACUGAGGUCACAUUUAAAGACUGACCAUGGAUUUGGGAAGGUAUUAUCUUGUAACUGGUGCAAUAAGAAAUUUGAUGCUAUUAGUAGAUUGAAGGACCAUAUUGUCAAACAUACGAAAGAGAGAAAUUUUCAUUGUAAUCUAUGUGGCGGGCAGUUUGUUACUUACCCAGCUUUAGUAUACCAUGUAAGGCUACACACAGGUGAAAGGCCAUUUCCCUGUGAUUUAUGUGAUGAAAGUUUUCUUUCAGCAUCUAGAAGAAUGGAACAUAAAAAACGAAAACACAUUGGCCCCACUAAAGCGUGUACUCUGUGUCAUAUGAAAUUCAUUACUAGUCAUCAGCUACGUAAACAUUUCCAGAGGCAUUUUAAUCCAAACAGUAAACUUUUUAUUACAAAAGCUGAUCUAUUAGAAUUACAAAAAUCUGGAAAACUAUUGUAAAUAUAGUUAUCAUUCAACUUUGCAUUGUUAAAA
Molecule: messenger RNA, 1540 nt
Organism: Nymphalis io (European peacock)
Lineage: Eukaryota; Metazoa; Arthropoda; Insecta; Lepidoptera; Nymphalidae
Product: zinc finger protein 26-like
Exons: 2
Coding region: 95-1507 (470 amino acids)
Biological process (GO): regulation of transcription by RNA polymerase II
Cellular component (GO): nucleus
Molecular function (GO): zinc ion binding; DNA-binding transcription factor activity, RNA polymerase II-specific; RNA polymerase II transcription regulatory region sequence-specific DNA binding
Source: RefSeq, a predicted model, not a curated record